AUGAUUCUGCUCGUUGUAUCCAGCAGCACACUUUGUUGCGAUCCUGUCUGUGACAGGAUCACACCACGAUUAGGUGUAAAUGCGGUAUCCCUGCUCUUCGCACAACAAAUUUUUGACUGCAGAACGGGCAAAGUGAAGAGCGCCGUACUCAGACCACAUAAAAACACAGCGUUCAACACGAAUUCAUUCGAUUUCUUCUUCAGCGAGAAAAGCAGCCGUCACAUUAAAGGCACUUGGCAGCACUGCUUGAGCAUAGCCCCCAUUUUUACACAUGCUCACGCUCCUUGUACCCCUAGAAAGCGCACUCUCUAUGGACGUAGCCGUUGCCAUCCCCUAACUUAA
Vavraia culicis subsp. floridensis is the source of this 342-nucleotide messenger RNA. RefSeq lists its product as uncharacterized. Bases 1 to 342 code for a protein of 113 amino acids. Lineage: Eukaryota; Fungi; Microsporidia; Pleistophoridae. The transcript has a single exon. The record is from RefSeq and is a predicted model, not a curated record.